UUAAUCCUGAACCCAGUUGCCCCUCUUGUACUUUUUUUCACCUUUAUUUAACCAGGUAGGCUAGUUGAGAACACCUUUAUUUAACCAGGUAGGCUAGUUGAGAACACCUUUAUUUAACCAGGUAGGCUAGUUGAGAACAAGUUCUCAUUUGCAACUGCGACCUGGCCAAGAUAAAGCAUAGCAGUGUGAACAGACAACACAGAGUUACACAUGGAGUAAACAAUUAACAAGUCAAUAACACAGUAAAAAAAAAGGGGAGUCUAUAUACAUUGUGUGCAAAAGGCAUGAGGUAGGCGAAUAAUUACAAUUUUGCAAAUUAACACUGGAGUGAUAAAUGAUCGGAUGGUCAUGUACAGGGAGAGAUAUUGGUGUGCAAAAGAGAAGAAAAGUAAAUAAAUAAAAACAGUAUGGGAAUGAGGUAGGUAAAAAUGGUUGGGCUUUUUGCCGAUAGACUGUAAUAAGAUAUACCUUAAAGACUGCUUGUGUUUAAUCCUGAAUCCAAUUGCCCCUCUUGUACUGCGAUAAAACAAUAGGCAAGCCAUUAACCUUAUGGAGGAGUGCAUGUGUUUUGCAGACACACCUGGGUUCUAGACUGGCUGAGGUAAACAUUUUAGGAAAGCCUGGGUUUUUAAAUCCCGGUGAAAGCAGAUAUGACAAGGUUUGUCAAUGUCAUGUUGCCCUUCUAUUUAGAUGAAACUAGCGAAAAUGAUAAUUUUGCUUCUCUUAAUCCACAUUUUCUAGCAAAAAACAUGUUCAUGCUUUAGGGCUGGUGGGCUGCAAAUAUAUUGGUUAAAAUAUAGUGUGUGUGUGUGUGUGUGGGGGGGGGGGGGUAGUGGAUGAUGUCAUCAUUGUAAACUAAAUUCAGCAUAGCCAAACCUUGUAUAAAAUAGGUUGAAUUUGUACCUUUGAAACCAUGUCAGAUUUUCAACAUUAUAUACACUUUCAGAAAAAAACAAUAGGCUGGGCAGCACCUCAGCCCGGGUUUGAACCCCAUCCAGGGUUUUAACGACACCCAGCCCUGAUUAGCUUUAAUAUGUCACUGACUACUACCAAUAUGCUAUUGUGAGAAUUAUUAUUGAGAGAUCUCUUAAUAACAAAAUAUAUUCCGUGUUAAUAUCGAAGUCAUUCUAAGGGGUAGGUUUGACAAAGCAAAUGAGUGAGUCUUUGACAUGAAUACAGUGGUUAGAUUCUGCCAUUGGGACUGCUCUGAUGUUUCCAUUCUCUCCUGGUUAUGACCAUAGAGCCUUGUCCCAGUCUCUAGACCUGCCUGUCUGUGUGGUGGAUGACCACCUGACCUCUGAAGCUGUUAAUGAGAUGCAGCAGAGCAAUUCUACCAGGAGCAGAGCAACCUCAGUGAUGGAAACCACAGAAGAGGGGAAGCUCAACAAUGUAGAACAUCUGACACUUAUGGACUUCCUUCAAAACCUAACUGAGAAGCAAUGGAGGGGGAUCCGUGAGGGCAUGUUUGACCCGCUGACAAAACAACAGCUUGCCGGAUUGUGUCUGAGGAUUGUCCAGUUUUUAUCGGACAAGCUGAUGCAGAUCAUCAUCCCAGGUCUUUACGAACUACUGGGCAUCCAAGAUACUGCCUCCUCUCCAUUGUCACAGAGAUCUCUCACAGCGUCACUCACCAGUCUGUUAGAUGAUAAGACGAACACCAAGUCCCGCGUGAGAUUUACUGAGGCUGGUGUACCUAAGAGGCCAGGCAGUCGAAAGUCUUACAAUAGCUUUCGCAUCCCAACUCCCUACCCUUCCUCCAACUGUAUGGAGCAGGAAGAGGAAGAAGAGCAGGAAUCACAACAACUUAAGUUCAAGGAGAUUUACCUGACUAAGGGCAGUGGAAGCUACCUGCCCAAGGGGGCCAUGAGGACUCUAACCUCUCUGUCUGAUGUGCAGAAGAAAACAACCAACUCUGAGACGCUACAAGUCCUCUUAGGUGUCUCAGAGGACACCCUCGUCACCUGUGUGCAGGACAGCCUGCAAGGUUCUCUCUCCAAACUUGCAUGCAUGUCCAAUUCUCCAUCUGGAAGUGCAGGCUCUAUGAUGCUAACCCCUGCUGUAAUGGCAGAGUUGGCUAAAGAUGUCAAGUCGGCCUUAUCAGUGGUCGUUAAGAGUGCCUCCGCUAGCCAAACCUCUCUAGUGACACCGGUAAGGGGAGACUCACAGACCAAGGUGACUGAGAGCAUGGUGAGAGAGCUGGCUGCUAAACUUGAAAAAGUUGACCAAGAGAGCAAGAGUCUAACAGGGCAAGUCAUGACCACCAUCUCUGACACAAUGGUGGCUUUUGUUGACGAGAACGAACAGAAUUUGCUGGAAGAUCUGAAGGACAAGAUCACAUUUUUGGCAUCGCAUGUUGGCUUCAUUGAGGAUCUUGAUGCCCUGAUAAGGAAAUACGAGAGCAGCUACAAUAUUAGUGAAUCUGGUUCCUCCUGCACGCUCACAUCUAAGAGCAUCCAAAAACUCUCCAGCCGGGAGUUUCAAACAUCAGCAAUACAAGCAGUGAGUGGAGUUCUUGACAAAAAAGUCAGUAGUUUGAGCUUUCCUAGUUCAGUCGUUCAGUCUGAGUUAACAGGUGCUGUAUCAGGUCAAACAUUGUCUGGCAUUGUAAAGACAGAGUCAAUUCACCCAGUGGGCUCAGCAGCGUCAGUAGUUGUUAAGACUUUCGUGUCAGAUAUGAAGUCAUUGGCUGAAUCUGAAGAGAGUCCCCAACAGAAGAGUGCCUGGUCUGCUGCUGUUCACAUUUACCACAGCAUCCAAAAUAACUUGAAAGAUUAUUUCGGCAAGCUUCAGCGAUGUGCCUUAAAGAGCAUGGUCACAUCUGAUGAUAACAUCACAAAUGCUGAGUUUAAGGAGACAGUUCCACUUCCUUGCUUAAACAUGAAAUAUAGGCCCAGUAAGAGUGAGCCUCAGUUGCCAGAGUCCACUGGUGCAGUUACUUUACAAAGAGGCCUAAGUGAGAGCUCAAAACUUCUUUGGGCAAAAACUGAGUCAGAAGAAAGCAAGCUCCUUCUGACAACUUGCACCAAAGAAGUCAUCUCAGAGCUUCUGGUCUUGUACAACACUGAGAUGUCAAAGGAGGACCCCCUGUACACUGUUGGAGAAAAAGGAUCAGGCUUCUCUUUUGAGAGAGAGAAAUUUGUAGAGGGUGUUCUGGCUCAGCUUGGGGAUAUCUCCCAUUCCAGGUCCUCAUCACCAAUAGUAUGUGAGUUCCCCUGUCAAAUUGAGGACAGCAGAAGUAAGGCCACAGCUUCUUUGACCAGUCUGUUAGAUUGUAUUAGAAAACUCUCAAGUGAGGAAUUUAAGAGAAAUGCCACUCAAGCAGUGAGUGAGUUCCUAGUUAAAAAGUCCACCAGUAGCUUAACUAGUGCACAGCCUGCUUAUUCUGUAGCAUCCAGGUCUUGUUCCAUUCAAAACCAGUACACAUGGUCAAAGGAUAUUUGUGCGGAUUCUGCUGCCUUUGGCAUCAUUGAAACAUUUGUGGAAGACCUGCAGAGCUCGGCGCAACCUGCAGAAGUAGAGGAAAGAGAACCUGACCUCCAGGAAAAUGCACAAAAGCUACAGAGCAGGAUCUGGUCUGCUACCACUAGUUUAUAUAACAAUAUUAAGAAGACAUUAAAGGACUUCAUCAUUCACCAGCGGAGGUCAGACAUGCUGAGCAGAAUGUCUAGUCAUACACCCACAGAGGACUCUGGACAUCUUGGGACUAAGGAGCACAUUUGUUUGGCAAGCCAGGACUUGAGGCAAGCUAGUAAGAGUGUGCCUCACUUGCCCAGUUUGAACCUUGAAGUGGCUCUACACAGGGGUGUCAGCGAGAGUUCAAAACUUCUCUGGACUGAAACAGACGAGGGUCUACUGACCAAUAGUACCAAAGAGGUCAUUUCAACAAUCUUGACCUCAUGCGAGGAUCAGGCAUCAAAUGCACCUUGCUUCUCCACAGUAGGAAAGAAAAUAUCUGAUAUGUCCCUUGAGGUCAACAUGUUGGUAGGUGGUGUUCUGUCUCAGCUGAAGGACAUCUCCUUGUCAAGGUCCCCAACACCAUGUGAAGACAUGUUUGAACGUCUCCAAGGUUCUCCUGAGCGAACCUCUCCAGUAAGUCUAGAUUGCAGCACAGCUGCCUCCAAAGGCAUUGCAUCUUCCCACAGUCUUUCAACAAAGAGCCUCCAAAAACUCUCUAGUCAUGAGUUCCAAACCAAAGCUGAGAAAGGAGUGAGUGAGGUCAUCUCUAGAUCAUAUAACAUUGUGGAGGAAGGUACAACAGAUAAGUACCUCCAGUCUGUAUCUACAUCCACCACAUCUACUGAUAUUAUACAAACCAUGGUGAAAGACCAGCAGGAGCUCCCCAGACCACCCAAUCAUCUGACAUGGUAUCUGGAACCUCCCUGCUCACCACUGGACAGGUUUCUGAGAAAAGGAUCCGGUCUGUUGCUCGUAACAUCUACUACAGUCUGCAAAGUAAGAUUACGGAGUUUCUCAGAAAAGAUCUUCAAAGAUCAGACACAACACUUGGUUCAAUCCAAAUCUUUACAUAUCAAAGCAGUCCUGCAUCACAAAGAGCAAGUCUCGGCCAUCUUGAGGUCAACCAGAGCAGUGUUACACCUGGUGGAAACGAUGCCUGUGUGGACAUUCCGCACAAAUUACUAUCUAAAACCACUGAGCUCUCGGGAUCCAUGCUGGAGGAUAUUGACACGAUCCGUUGUAGGAGUGCUGACAGCCAAAAUACAAGAAAUACCUCUUCUUCACGCUCCUCCAUCUCUGUAACACCUACUUCAAAAUUAAGGCAGUCGAAAUGGCACUUUGCCUUACCCGGGACUCCCAUCCCCACUGAGUUUCCUGCUCAGAUUGACUUUCCCAUUGUUAGAAACACAAUCAUUGAGGACUUCUUUCACACAGAGGACUUACUUCCUGUAACCUUUGUGGACAAAGUCAGGCAAGCUGCUGGGGUGGUAGUGGACAUUAUGGUGGAAAGUGUUGAGAACACACAGGAAGAUGGACAGGGUGCUUCUCAUCUUGACGACCUCCGAUCUGCUGUUAGGAAAUUGAGAAAAAUCAUUUCCACUUGGACCAUCCACAUUUUCAGUCAUGAAUUGGUGGAUAAAGUGAUAGCCCUUCAGGACAGCCACAGCACUCCACAGGUCUUAACAUUGGAAGCAGCCAAAAGUGCUUCAGACUCCAUUCUUUCAAGGCUGAAAUGGGGAAAGGAACAAUGUGCCAUAUCCAAGGAGCUCUCCUCUCAGCUUCUCCAGAUAUUUGCUGAAGAGACAGUGAAGUGCUUCCUGAGACAGUGGUCAGAUGAGUAUGAAAACAUAAACUUUGAUGUUUCAGUCCAGAACGAUCCAAAGACUUCUACUUGCAUGGUCAUUCUUCAAAUGAUCACCAAAGCCACUGCUAAAUGUUAUUUUGAGUCCGCUACCAGCGUGGCCACCAGUGACAUUGUAGAAGGCGUGUUUGAUUUGGAAAGGGAUACCAUCAGCAGUACUGGAGAGCAGGUCCUCACCUUUAACACAAAGGUAUAGUCCACAUACAUCUUUCAUGAAUAACACUGCUGUUGACCUUUUGUGAGAUAUAUGAUUAUUUGUGUCAUGGCAUUGCACUGCUUCUUUGCAAUUGAUAUGCUGUACUUUAAGAUAUCGAAAAAAUUUCAGUUUGUUUUAAUGUGCCUUUUCCCACCAACCAGGGUUCCAAGAAAGUUAGUAAGAACCUCUGUCCUCAAGAGUCUCUGGAGUACCAGCCUCAGAACAUUUCCCCUACUGUGUACUUUACAGAGACGAUGACAACAUCUCAUGGCUCCUUUUCUCCAGAGGGAAUUUAUGAUAUCGCAUCGUCCUUCCCACUUGAAGAGAAGAGUCGCAAA
Messenger RNA from Oncorhynchus keta (chum salmon), 5851 nucleotides. RefSeq lists its product as uncharacterized. Lineage: Eukaryota; Metazoa; Chordata; Actinopteri; Salmoniformes; Salmonidae. The record is from RefSeq and is a predicted model, not a curated record. Bases 1210 to 4758 code for a protein of 1182 amino acids. The transcript is spliced from 6 exons.